Molecule: messenger RNA, 397 nt
Organism: Trichobilharzia szidati
Lineage: Eukaryota; Metazoa; Platyhelminthes; Trematoda; Strigeidida; Schistosomatidae
Source: the annotation of a GenBank genome assembly
CGUCAGCAUCCAAAUCUAUUUGCCUACUUGUAACUGCUUUCUUUCUGUGUACAUGUGAAUCAGCAAAUAUCAAUCUCCGGAAAAAUGAAACAACUGAGGUGGACAAAAUGCUGAAUGAUGAUGGAUAUUACGAACCAUUCAAGGAGGAUAGAUUGGAGGUGGAAAAUAUUAUCAAGCAUUAUGACGUAAAAUUGGUAAAACAGGUAAUAAAGGACGAGAGGAAUUUCAGAAGAUUUAUGAAAUGCCAAGAAAACUACACUUCUGUCCACAGCUUACUGAACACUUACAAAGAUAGGAGGUACGGUCCAAAAAAUAAAGGUUGCAAGGCCUAUCUAACUCGGACUCAAAUUCAAGGUCGCAGAAUAUGGUCAAAGUUUAUCGUCGUGGAUCAUGAAGC